AUGCAUGGCAAGUUGUACAACUCUCUGUCCAAAGAGGAUUUCAUUGUGGAAGAGCGACGCGUCCCGGUGGUCACGAUCACAAAUGGUGUGUUCCUGCAAAAAAGCUACGAGUUCCGGUCCGAAUUUAAGAAAAGUUUGAAGGCCGAUUUUUCUGGAAGGAAAGAAAAGAUCAAUUUCACCGAUUCGUAUGAAGCUAUGCAAAAAAUUAACUGGUGGAUAAAGGAAAAAACCAACGAUCUGAUUCCGAAUUUUAUCACGUCGAAAAACGAACUGCCGAAGGACACUAAAAUAAUUUUGGCGAAUAUCCUGACAUUUAAAGAUCUUGUGGCCAAAGCUCAAGUAACCGGUGUGGCACUUCGGUUACCACGAUUCAAAAUUGAAAGUCAAAUAAAUUUGAUCCCAUACAUGCAGACAUUGGGUAUUCAGGACCUCUUCACUCGAGGAUUGGCCGAUUUGUCAGGAAUAACGGAUUCAGACAAGCUGCUCUUCGUCAAUUUGAUGAAACAAAGUUCCGUGCUCAAAGUGAACGAGGAGGGAGUGGAAGCCGCCGCGGUGACUGGGAUGGCCGUUGUUCCGUUGUCCCUUACUGUACCGAAAGUGGAAUUUCAUGUGAAUCAUCCAUUUGUCUGUUUCAUUUAUGAUCGUGAAUUGAGAUUGCCGUUGUUCGCGGCCCGUGUGACAAACCCACAACAGCCGUGA
Molecule: messenger RNA, 699 nt
Organism: Echinostoma caproni
Lineage: Eukaryota; Metazoa; Platyhelminthes; Trematoda; Plagiorchiida; Echinostomatidae
Source: the annotation of a GenBank genome assembly